Hordeum vulgare subsp. vulgare (domesticated barley) is the source of this 1048-nucleotide messenger RNA. Its product is annotated as ethylene-responsive transcription factor ERF038-like. The transcript has a single exon. The record is from RefSeq and is a predicted model, not a curated record. Gene Ontology annotation, molecular function: DNA-binding transcription factor activity; DNA binding. Bases 143 to 802 code for a protein of 219 amino acids. Lineage: Eukaryota; Viridiplantae; Streptophyta; Magnoliopsida; Poales; Poaceae. Gene Ontology annotation, biological process: regulation of DNA-templated transcription.
CUCAUCUGCUCAUCAUAAAAACUCCCACUUCCUUCCCUCGUAACGCACCACUCACCUCACCUCCUCACGCUCUCGCUCGCUCAUCACUCCCCAACUACUAACUCCACCACCAGCAGCAGGCAGCAGCUAGCGCGCGGCAGCCAUGGGCGCCACGGAGGAUUCCUCCUCCGGCUCCGAGACGACCACCUCGUCCUCGGUGGAGGCCCUGGCCUCGCCGCCGUCCCCGACGGCCACCACCGCGUCGUCCAAGAAGAAGCGGGCGCGCAACGACGGGCGGCACCCGACGUACCGCGGGGUGCGCAUGCGGAGCUGGGGCAAGUGGGUGUCGGAGAUUCGGGAGCCCCGCAAGAAGUCGCGCAUCUGGCUCGGCACCUUCGCCACCGCGGAGAUGGCGGCGCGCGCGCACGACGUGGCCGCUCUCGCCAUCAAGGGCCGUGCCGCGCACCUCAACUUCCCCGACCUCGCCCACGAGCUCCCGCGCCCGGCCACCGCCGCGCCCAAAGACGUCCAGGCGGCCGCCGCGCUAGCCGCCUCCGCUGACUUCCCGGCCUCUGCCACUGCCACUGCCAAUGCCGGCGCCAAGAACCCCGACGGCCCGGAACCCAACGCCGCCUCUGCGUCGACACCGCCGGACACAGCCGAGGACGCGCUGUUCGACCUCCCCGACCUCCUCUUCGACCUCAGACACGGCCCUCCGUCCUGCCAGGUCUCGUGCGCUUCCACGUGGGACGACGACGUGGCCUUCGCCGGCCCCGGCGCCGGCGUGUUCCGCCUGGAGGAGCCGCUGCAGUGGGAGUAUUGAAAACCCGCCCGGUCGCCGCCGCCGCCGCUGCAUGCAUGUGUGGCUCGUAGAUGGUCGUUACCACAUCGGACCAGAAAUCAUGUCGAAACGAUCGGUGAACCAGCGCUGCGUUUGCCUUUACUAAAUUUAGGAGUCGGGCCAUGUACAAAUUGGGGUUAGCCCUGUGUUCUUUAUCGUAUUUGCUUUGCGUGGAUUGUGGGGCAAGAAUAUGUUUGUUUGUGCAAUUAACAACGCAUCUCUUCCUUC